Molecule: messenger RNA, 5561 nt
Organism: Folsomia candida
Lineage: Eukaryota; Metazoa; Arthropoda; Collembola; Entomobryomorpha; Isotomidae
Gene: Abl
Product: tyrosine-protein kinase abl-1
Exons: 27
Coding region: 741-4460 (1239 amino acids)
Biological process (GO): protein phosphorylation
Molecular function (GO): ATP binding; protein binding; protein tyrosine kinase activity
Source: RefSeq, a predicted model, not a curated record
CUCGCCCUGUCACACACUGUUUAACCCACACAAUCCAAAUACAUAAAUCCUCUCACCAAUACUCAUGGAAGAAGACAAGGGACACGAACCAAGAAAUUAUUAUUGUUAGGUUAUUAUUUGUAGCCAAGUACAACUUAUUUUCCCAGUCAACUCCAAAAUCCUAUAAUCCAAUUUAAUAUUUAGUUUUAUAGCUAUUCAUAUCGUGCAGCAAGAAACUAGCAGAUCUGUCAAACUUGAACGAAAUUUAUUUCAUAUAUUUAACACUUGUCUCAUCCGCACACCUUAUCGUCAUCCGCUAAUAAUGAUUGGCAUGUUUUUACCUAUCUGCUGAACCACUUACGCCACAAAACAUGUGUUAAGUAGGGCAGGGCAAAUUCGUUUUGUUAACAAAAUCGAGUCUAACUAAAAUUCACGGGGAGAAAAUUUGUAUCCUCCUGCCUGACUGACUGGUUAGUGGAAUUGUAUUAUAUUUCAUAUUUGUCCCGUGUCUUUUUGGCAAUUUUGACUUUUGAGAGCUGGUGCUUGUGGGUUGAGUUGAUGGAGUUUAUGUUUAUAUAUCAAGACCCGGACUGAUGAUUGAUGCGAUUUUAAAUGUGACUAAGCGACUGCUUAAUUAAAUGUAAAAAGGGAUUUAGUGGGAAUUUGGGAAUACUACUUCUGUGACCGAUUAAGAACGACAAGUCAUAUUAGCAGCUGAUUAAACAACAACACGUCAAAUCUAACAAUUUGAGGAAUGUGUGAUGGGAGGACAGCAAACUAAGGAACGAUCAUCGACAACUAGAGCACAAAGACGGCCAAACUAUUUGGGCAGUAAUGUAUUUGCAGAACAUCAUGAAGCCCUCUUGGCAGGUCGACCCCUUCCAGAACCUCCAGAGUGGUUGGAAGCCUUUCCUCCAAAGUGGACAUCUAAGGAUAACUUGUUAUCAGAUGGGGAUGAUCUCUUUGUAGCACUAUAUGAUUUCACUAUUUCUGGCGAAAACCAGUUGCCAUUGCUAAAGGGAGAGAGGGUACGAGUACUGAGCUAUAAUAGCAAUGGAGAGUGGUGCGAAGCGAGGUCAUCUAUGGGAAGGGUAGGAUGGGUGCCUUCUAAUUACAUCUCUCCAAUUAAUUCAUUGGAAAAACAUUCUUGGUAUCACGGUCGGAUUUCAAGAAAUGCGGCAGAGUAUUUGCUUAGCUCUGGAAUAAACGGCUCGUUUUUAGUCCGAGAAUCUGAAUCUAGCCCCGGACAGAGGUCAAUAUCGUUGAGACAUGAGGGAAGAGUAUAUCAUUACAGAAUUAGUCAAGAUAACGAUGGCAAAGUAUUUGUGACGGCAGAGUCAAGAUUUCAAACGUUAGCUGAAUUGGUUCAUCAUCAUUCUAUGCAUGCCGAUGGUCUGAUAACUCAACUCUUGUACCCAGCGCCAAAGUGCCAAAAACCAACAUUAUUCGCCAUUUCGCCUGAACCCGAUGAGUGGGAAAUCGACCGACGUGAUAUAGCUAUGCGUCACAAACUUGGAGGUGGACAGUACGGUGAUGUGUAUGAGGCGUAUUGGAAAAAAAGGGAUGGAUCGGGAUUUACGGUGGCUGUUAAAACGCUAAAGGAGGACACUAUGGCCUUGAAAGACUUCUUGGAAGAGGCAUCGAUUAUGAAAACUAUGACACAUCCAAGUUUGGUUCGACUGAUUGGUGUUUGUACUCGAGAACCGCCGUACUAUAUUAUUACAGAAUUCAUGGAAAAUGGAAAUUUGCUGGAUUUUCUCAGGAGUUGUGACAAAGUUCUUGUGAAUGAAUAUAUUCUACUGCACCUAGCCACCCAAAUUGCUUCUGCCAUGUGUUUUCUAGAGUCAAGAAAUUUUAUUCACCGAGACUUAGCAGCACGUAAUUGUUUAGUUGGGGACAAGUAUGUUGUAAAGGUUGCUGAUUUCGGUUUGGCAAGAUUAAUGCGAGACGACACAUAUACUGCGCACGCAGGGGCUAAAUUUCCUAUAAAAUGGACUGCCCCGGAAGGCCUGGCAUAUAAUAAAUUUUCAACCAAGAGUGAUGUGUGGGCAUAUGGCAUCUUGUUAUGGGAAAUUGCGACUUACGGAAUGUCACCUUAUCCAGGAUUAGACCUAACGGACGUUUACCAUACAUUAGAAAAGGGCCACAGGAUGGAUUGCCCUCCUGGAUGUCCAGAAAUAAUUUAUGAAAUCAUGCGCUCUUGCUGGAAGUGGGAUCCGGCGGACAGACCGCACUUUUGGGAGAUUCAUGGAACUUUAGUGUCAUUGAUGCAACCUCCUGUACAAUAUUUUGAAGAAGAAGAGUUUAGUGAACCACCAGUUAUACCCAGUUUCCAAACAGACCAUGUUGGGUCGGAAUCUCCACAAUCCUCUAUAUUUUUAACAACCUUCAACAACAGCUUACUUCCAACAUCGGGAAAUGCCCCCAUCGUUCGUAGAAACAAAAAGGGCAAACAAGCCCCAGCUCCUCCGAAAAGAACCAGCUCGUUUAGGGAUUCUAGUCAUGGACUAGAUUGGGAUUCGCAGUGCGAGUUAGACCCAGAGGGUCAUACAUUAGAUGAUGACUUUGGUGGUGAAGUGCAGUUCAUUCGUCGUCGAGAAAAUGCAUCCUUUGAAAAAUUGGAGGACUUUACGGAUGCUGACUACGCAGACAUGAGUGGAGCAGAUGCCGACGACGACUCUGAGGUUUCUGAAACUGCACAAUCGGUCCCAGAAAUGAGAAGCACAAAAGAGUUUCUUCGUGACAGAAACAUUUUAAAAUCUAAAAGCUCAAAAUCGCGUACUUAUCCCAUGAAAGACCAUAUUAGCUCAAGUAGGGGCUCAAAUAAUUAUACUAGCGCCAUGAAGCCACAGAUAUUUGCAUUAGAAGAAGUAAAUGUAAGGAAAGCAAUUAACCGAUAUGGAACUCUACCAAAAGGAGCUAGAAUAGGAGCGUACUUGGAUUCUAUGCGUCAAGACCCUGAUUCUGGAAUUGUUCGCGACGCGGAUGAAGAGAUUAGAAAGUCAAGCUUACCACAACCCUCUAAAUCCAAACCAGUUAAACCUAAAACUAUUUCCCCUAUUCGUUCCAAGUCCCAGAAGGUAAGCUCCCCUAAAUCUCGUCAGAAACUCCCAUCGUUAGACCCAAGUGGGAAGUUGUUCCAGUCUCGGGGAAUUAGCAAAUCGACAUCAAACAGUCCAGUACUAGAAAGCAGAAGUAAUUUUGGAAGUGUGACAGCUAAUGAAGCACCAGAGCUUAAAGCAAUCAGUGAACUCAAACUAAAACCUACUACUAAGCUAAAUAAGUCUUCUUCAAAUAUUAAUGGUAACCAUCAUGAACAAGCUCAAACUAAUACGGAAACUUCUCUCGGGGCUGAGAAGGUACCCUUAUCUUCCAACUCGCCUGCUUUACAACUCGUCUCGGAGAUAUUUGAAAGUCUUAAAGUAAAGAAUGUUAAAAGUGAUCAAAAAAAAGACUGCGAAGGAAAUGUUGUUGGUGGUGAAAAGGAAUACUCACCAAAGUCAAGAGCAUUGUUGACUGAUCUACCAACAAGUUCAAAAUUAAAUGCCCCAGUGGCAGAAGAUUUUGAAUCCCUAAAGUCCAGACUAAGAAAAGUUUCCAAAUCAGUUGAGGAUUGUAUAGAGUCUUCCGAUAUACAAGAUAACAAUAGUCUAUCUAAAACCAGUCCCACCGCUGAAACUGAAAAUUGCGCAGAACACAAUGGGAAAGAAAAGCGGUCAAGUACUGGGAGCAUCACCAAUCUUAAAAGACUGUGGGAAAGUCAACGAAACGUACAGGAGGCUGGAGUCAAAUCACCAAAGAGUAUUACCAAAGAACCAUCAGAAUCACCUUCGGCUAACAACCUUAUGAGUAAUCGAGUCCCAACAGAAAAGGCCUUAGUCAACAAAAGUGAACACAAGUCCCUCAAGGCUACGGCGACAAGCGAAAACACUGCAACUUCUGUAAAAGAUCAUGCAACUCCUUCGAGUAGUGACAACAAACCUAACAAGGGAACCAACCUCAACAAAUCCAUCUUUCCAAACCCAAAGACUGAAAACAAGCCUGUGAAAGUAAAGCGCGUGUGGCCACCUCCUGGAUCUUCGUCGACUGACCAUGAUAAACCAGCAAUUCCUAUAAAGCCAUUUGUGUCCAAGAAGACAAAUCCCAUAUACGCCACACCAUCCCAACGCGUGGACCAUUCUAAUAGAAUUUAUAGCGACGACCAGGGAACACUAGUGGAUCGUUCUGAAAUGGUGAAAAGAUGGCUAGCUCUUGACGCAAUGAUAACUACUUUAACUUGUUCUACAGGAAAUCUAAUUCCAAUCCUGGAUGAAGCCUCAAUUCUGUUACUGUGGGGCCAAAAGCAUGCAGAAGCUUUGUCUCCAAUAACUAGAUUCCAGUUUAUUCAAGUUUUAUCAAAAUUGGAAGCUCAUAUUCAAGAAAAAAACCUUGCCGAACUGCAAAAUACACUCACCGACUUUUCCAAUAUUAUUCAAAGGUGAAUAGCCACAUGCUGUUUUAUAAUGCGCGAAUGAGUAUUAAUUACCAUACGACGUUAUCUAUGUAUUAUGAUGAAAGGCGAGCGCUUUCUUUUUGAACUAUUAUUAUUAUUAUUAUGUAAUCAUCAUGACCGUGUUCAGAAUCCCCCUCCACGUGGAAUUAUAAUGAUUAACAUGUUGCUGAUGAUUAUAAUUACUACUCACUGAGUACUGAGUAGAUUUAUUAUGAAGGAUAAACUUAAUUUGCACCUGCCUAAAUCUACUUCCUCUCUGGUGUGUGGAAGUGAACUGAGCUCGUUCAGUUUGUUUUUAUAAUAAUAUUAGCUACUAUUAUAAAAAUAAACCUAUCAAUUUCGAAAGCUAGCGUGUAGUAUAUAUACGUGUCGAAUUGAACAGCCACUGUAGCUGUGGCUAUAAUAAUGUCCUUGAGCAUAAUUUGUAAAUAUAUUAUUAUGACAUUCGACUAUGAGCGAACUUUUGCGAGUUUUUCCAAUUGUGACUUUGUACUAUAAAUAUUAGAUAGAUAUACUUAAAAACUUUAUGUAUGAGUUUAGUAGUUAAAAAUAUGAUACAACAGCCAUACUGAUCAUGAUACUUUAGUGACUGGAAACAUCAAUAGAACUUUGCUCUUCUGACUUAAAUCAAUCAACCAUUAUUCGUCAAUUUUAUACUUUGAUAGUCAAUCCUCUACGUCCAUUUCGUUAGAUAUAUUUUGAUUUAUUUCAUAAGCAUAUUUACACAGUAUAUUACGAGGAAUUUUUUUUGUUAAUAUAGUACUAUCUAAAUAUUUCGAUCCAUAAUAGUUAUUCUGUAUUAUAGUAUUAGUAUUUUAUUCCAUUAUGAUUAUUCAGUGUACCCAAAGUGAAAGUACUUAAAAAUGUGACGACCUUUUAAACACAUCUUUUACUCAUUUUUAUGAAGAGUCGUGCUAUUAUUUAUUUAUUGUUCGAGUAUUACUUAUAGAAUAUGCUUUUGUAAUAAGUUAAGCAUUGUGACAGUUUUAAGGAUUUCGCAUGUAUGUAAUACCUCCGGCAUAAAGACAUCUUCACUACUGUACUGAUUUUUUACAGAAACACUAAUAAAGAACUAGUCACUAAAACAAUA